AUGAACUUCAUCCUUCUCUUCCUCCUGGCAACAGUGAGUGCAGCCACCAGUGCCCCCUUCCGGAACUUAUGGCAAUUCCAUAACAUGAUCAAAUGCACCAUUCCGAGCAGUGACCCACUGAAGGAUUACAGUAACUAUGGCUGCUACUGUGGCCUUGGCGGCAGUGGGACUCCAGUGGAUGACCUGGACAGGUGCUGCCAGAUUCAUGACAACUGCUACGGAGAAGCCAAUAAACACUCUGACUGUAAAUUCCUCCUGGACAACCCCUACACAAAGACCUACACCUACAGCUGCUCUGGCAGUGAUAUCACCUGCAGCGAAGAGAAUGAUACAUGUGCAGCAUUUAUCUGCAACUGUGACCGAAGCGCUGCCAUCUGUUUUGCUGGAGCUUCGUACAAUGAAGAAAACAAGAAACUGGACACCAGCAAAUUCUGCAAAUGAAACUCAUCUCAUCUUGCACAAGCGCACGGAAACAAAACUUUUGCAUAGUC
Molecule: messenger RNA, 491 nt
Organism: Gekko japonicus
Lineage: Eukaryota; Metazoa; Chordata; Lepidosauria; Squamata; Gekkonidae
Product: phospholipase A2, minor isoenzyme-like
Exons: 4
Coding region: 1-441 (146 amino acids)
Biological process (GO): fatty acid biosynthetic process; positive regulation of fibroblast proliferation; phospholipid metabolic process
Molecular function (GO): signaling receptor binding; phospholipid binding; calcium ion binding
Source: RefSeq, a predicted model, not a curated record